Messenger RNA from Gigantopelta aegis, 5129 nucleotides. RefSeq names its product N-fatty-acyl-amino acid synthase/hydrolase PM20D1.1-like. Gene Ontology annotation, biological process: amino acid metabolic process. The record is from RefSeq and is a predicted model, not a curated record. The coding region runs from base 604 to 2118 and encodes 504 amino acids. The transcript is spliced from 11 exons. Gene Ontology annotation, molecular function: hydrolase activity, acting on carbon-nitrogen (but not peptide) bonds, in linear amides. Lineage: Eukaryota; Metazoa; Mollusca; Gastropoda; Neomphalida; Peltospiridae.
GUGGGGUGGGGUGACAGCUUAUGCAUCGUUGAACCGUGGAUAUAUGGUGCAUUUCGGGUGUUUUAUUUUCAGUAAAAUGUUUAAAAUACACUCCUACAAGUCACUUGAAGUGUUAUGGUCAGCCGAUAAUCAUUCAAAUUUACUUAAAUCCAGAGUUGUAAACAUGUUGACGGGUAAAUGCCGUGGACACUAUUUUCUUAAUUGCAGCUAGAGGUUGAUUCAACUGCUUGGGGUUUUUUUUUUUUCUUCUUCUUCUUCUUUUUUUCCCAACCAGUGUACCACAACUGUAUAGGAAAGUGCAUAUGAAAAAUUAAAACGGGUUUUCUCUGAUGACUAUGAGUCAGCAUUACCAAAUGUUUGACAUCCAAUAGCCGAUGAAUAAUUAAUCAAUGUGCUUCAGUGGUGUCGUUAAACAAAACAAACAAACUGUAUGGGUGAACUGGUAACAAUCAUACGUUACAAUGGCGAAUUGACCCGUUCCGUGUGUAUAGUGAUUCACAAAUGUGUCGGUCAGGUACUCCGAUUCGGUCUCGUGAUCAGAGGAACGUGAGAGAUGAGUAGUAAAUAUGGUUUGAACUUCGAUUAAUAGGUUUGGAUGACAAAAUGGUGACUUGUCGAAGUGUUUUUGCCUUUUGUGGCUUUCUGUUCUUGUCUGUUGUUAUUGUUGUUUUAAUCAGAACAUUUACACUGUCGGUAAGAACGGACACAGUGGACGAUUGCACGGCAACUGACGAAGAUUUCAUUCGCGCAUCCGACAAGAUCAUAAGCAAUUUUCGUCGAGCUUUACAAAUAAAGACAGUGUCAAAAAACGUACACGAAUAUGACACGGGUGAACUGCUCAAGCUACAGCAGUUAAUUAGAACAGCAUAUCCAGUAAUUCAUUCUUCUCCUCUGGUGAAGCUGGAGGUGAUCGGAAACUAUAGCUUGCUGUACUCCAUCAAGGGAAGUAACUCCUCCCUCACACCAUACAUGCUGUGCAGUCACCUCGAUGUUGUGCCAGCAGAACCUCAGAAAUGGGACGCGCCACCAUUUGCAGCUGACAUCAAAGAUGGAUACAUUUAUGCAAGGGGCACUAUUGAUUUUAAACAUGGAGUGAUGGGAAUAUUGGAAGCAGUGGAGUACUCCCUGUCACGUGGAUUUAAACCACAGCGAUCCUUUUACCUGGCAUUUGGACAUGAUGAAGAGGUUGGUGGUUCAGAUGGAGCGAGAGCUAUCAGCGAGAGACUGAAGGCACAACAUGUGAAGCUGGAGUUUAUUGUUGAUGAAGGAAUGGUUGUUACAGAUGGACUAGUCCCGGGCAUGACGAAACCAGCAGCUCUAAUAGGAACCAGUGAGAAGGGCCAGGCGAUGCUAAGAUUAACGGUCACUCAAACUGCAGGUCAUUCAUCGAUGCCUCCAAAAGAAAGCACAAUUGGCAUCCUGGCCCAUGCCAUUCACAAACUAGAAUCUGUUGGACAACCCAGAAUGUUUGGAUAUGGACCAGAAAAAUACAUGUUUGAACACCUCGCUCAAGAUAUGACAUUUUCUCACAAACUAGUCAUGUCAAAUCUCUGGCUGUUUGGUCCCAUUGUAUCUUGGGUGUUGUCAAGAAAACCGGUAACUGAUGCUAUGAUAAGAACUGUAACAUCAGUGACCAUGAUACAGGGUGGAAUCAAGGCUAAUGUAGUCCCACCUGAAGCCUCUGCCAUUGUUAAUCAUCGAAUUCAUCCCGCUCAGUCUGUUCAAGAUGUUAUAGACUAUGACCGAAAGCUGAUUGAUGAUGACCGAGUGAAGAUAGAAAUAAUGGACGCCUUUGAAUCAUUGCCCCAGUCUCCGUUUGGUGACGACGACUUCGGUUAUCAGAUGGUGAAGAACAGUAUCCGACAAGUGUGGCUAGGAGUGGUUGUAGCACCAGCUACACUGAUUGGCAACACAGACACACGUCACUAUGUGGAGAUGACAAAAAAUAUUUAUCGUUUUUCUCCAACCUACAUGUACCCGGAAGAUAUGGCUCGUUUCCAUGGCGACAAUGAAAGGAUAUCUGUGAAGGACUACGAAAAGGCCAUAAACUUUUAUUAUCAUUUAAUAUCAAAUGCCAAUAAGGAACUGGAACCAUCUCAUAAGCAUGGAGAACUUUGAUUUUUAUUCUUUUAUAGUAAACUUUUAAAACCUAAUAUAGUUAACUGUAAAAUUAAUUAAUCAAAAGUGAAUGUUGUAUCCAAUGUAGGCUUUAAUUAACUGUAAACUUAUAUAACAGAAAGAAACAAACUUUCAAACCAGAAUACCUCAUUACCAAUAUGAUGGUCUCACCAGUGCAAAGUUAUUGUCCCAUAAUAUAUAAUAUAAAUGUUACGUCAUUCUGUCCUAGAAGAAAAUUCACUGUAUUACGGAUACGGGUAAAUCACUUAUCACCAGCCAUAACGAGAAGGUUUCUUUAUCUCAUGAGUGGAAUGUCGAAUCACAAGCGUAUAUCUCUGGUAGGAAUUAGUUCUUGAUCAAACACAUUGGUGUGUGGAACAGUGGAAUCACUCAUGUCAGUAGCGAGUGGAGUAAUAGAUUCACUCACAUCAGUAGCAUGACUGACCUGAUGAUCAUCAGUAACAUUAACAUUGGAUAUACUGUCCCAAGAUGCACACUGAGCAUCUAAGGUAUUGUUUGGGUAAGGAGCCAAGUCUCUGAAAGAAACAGUUGAUUCACGGCCAUCCAUAUACCGCACAUGGGCAUAAGUUGGGCUAACCUCUUUCAGCUCGACUUGGUCAACCAGCGGAUCAUUCUUGCUUGAUCGGACAAAUCUAGAAGUAGGACUGGACCUGGGGUUGUCAGCCAUGUUGGGAUUGAAGUACCAAACGAUGAUCUUCGUUGGAAGCCAAAGAAUCUCUCAUGAGACGUUGUAUUUGUGGAUGUUGAGAGAAACGAUCUGAUUGAAUGUAGCACAUCUGGAAGCACACGUUCCCACUGGGAAUCUGGCAGAAUAGAAGAUUUCAGUACAAGACAAACAGCCCUCCAAAUGAUACCAUUGUACCUUUCAACCUGUCCAUUCCCAAUUGGAUCAUACAGAGUAGUUUUGCUUGUCACUAUCCCUCCUUGUGAUAAGUAGCUCUUAAUCUCCAACAGAAAGGAUGAUCCACGAUCAGAAUAGAUGUAGCUAGGCAAUCCACACAAAGUGAAUAACUGGUCGAGGUAUUUGAUUACAGUAGAUGAGUGCAUGUUUGGGCAGGGCAAAUGGAAAACAUGAUAACUCGUCUAUUACAGUCAGUAUGUACACGUUGCGUGAUGCUGACAGCAAUGGCCCCUUUGAAGUCGAUACUCGGUCGUUCCAUGGGCUGUGUUGCUUUGACCAAUGUAUCAAGUGUUGGAUGAUAAACUGAGGUUUCUGUUCAGCACAUAUUUUGCAAAUAGAGCAUGUUCUCUUCACCUCCUCAGUCGAGAAUGGUAAGUUCUUUGAUCUUACAAAGUGCAACAUUCGAGUCACACCUGAUUGGCACAAGGCUUUAUGAAUGUCAUCUAGGCUAGAUGUUGAUACUGAAGAAAGAAAUGCACGAGUAAAACUGUCUGGAGCCACAUUGUUCUUUCCAGGCCUAUACUUCACAGUGUAGCAAAAUGAAGCUAGUUCAAUUCUCCAGUCUUGUAUCUUGUUAUUCUUGAUUUUUAAAAGUUUCCUGUUGUCCAACAUGAAGGCUACAGAGCGCUGAUCCGUUACCAGUGUGAAAUGGCAACCAGCCAGAAAAUAGAGCCACUUGCGUACAGCUUCGAUGAUAGCUGUGGCCUCUUUUCUCUACGUGUGGGUAAUGUAGUUCACUACCCUGCAGUGUUCUUGACGUGAAUGCAACUGGCUGACCACCUGGGUUUAAUGUCGCAGAUAUGGCAACUUCAGAAGCGUCACACUCAGCCACAAAUGGGUGACUUUCAUCUAUGGAUUGUAGGGCUGCUCCUUCUAGCAUUCUCUUUGAGUAUUUAUAAAGCUUCAAGGGCAGUCUUACUUAAUGGGAAGGCAUUAGCACUCACCCAUUUGCCUCGAAUCCUGUGAACUUCCUAUCAGCUUCUUGUAUUGGAACUUGAUGAUACGCACUUUUUCAAGGAAAUAUUCUAUAUUUCUGAAAAUUGGUUAAACCAAAAUGUGUUCCAGUGUGAGACUUAAUGAUGUAAAAACCAAUGAGCUACAAAUAAACGUUUGAACCUGUGCAGUAUAUUAGCAGUAGGACUAGUUGUGUACAACUAGUUUGACGAUCUUUUAUGCAUAACUUAAACAUACAUUCUUACAGGAUUCUUUCAGGUUGUGGAAAUCCUGAAGAGCCAUGGAAUUUGUAAAUGUCAUUUUCAUGGUCUGAAAAGUUAUGGAAUUUUUAGUUGGAUUAUGGAAAAUUGAAAAUAAAAUUUUUGCCAUUUAAAAUAAUGAAAGAAUUGAUGCAUUUAUUACAUCAAAACAUUGUAAUCUCAUCAUAAUAUGAUGAUGAUUGCAGAAAUAUCUUUGAAAAUGUUCAAAAAAGUAAUGAAAACUACCUUUAAAAAGUCAUGAAAAGUAGUGGAAUUUUGUUGAUAACAAAGUGUAUGAAUCCUGCUUUAUGAAUUAUUCUCAUUCUCUGAAGGUACCAUAACAACAUGUUUGACCAGGAUUGAUAAUGACAGUGGACAAAAUAUUUGAAAAAAUUAGCUUUUCAAAAAACAUUUGACAGAAUAUGCAGUUUUCAUGUAUUGUGGAAUGCAUUAGUGUGCUUUGAAAAAAGUCCUAAUAUGCUGCAGGUUUUUCAGCACUGUUGGGAUCAAGGACAUUAAAAAUUAAAUAAGAAAAAUUAAGAGCAGCUAUAAUCAGUGAUCUUUUCUCCUUUGGAUCUACCACUUAUCAAUUGAUGAAUAAAUACAUCUACAUCUGUAACGUGGUACUUAUUAGUUAAGUACAACUAUAAAAACAUAAGCGAUUUGAAAUUUCAUGUCUGUUAAAAUUGUUGUUACAAUUUAACUGAUUCAUGCUUACGUCAUUUUAUUAAUACCCAUUAGUUUUAUUUUUUUUAUUUGACAAUUUAUAUCUUUAAUAGCUAGUAUAUUGAAAUGAACAUUGUACAGACUUCCUUUAAUAUAACAUGUUAUCAUUAAUACUAAUUGUAUGUGUGUAUUUGAAAUAAUUUUGAUUUGCUCAAUAAAAUAUUCCAGUU